AUGAUUAUCGUAUCUUUGAUUCCACCAGAAAAGAUUAACAACGAAAACCCUGAUCAUUUAAUUGAAAAAAUCCAGAAGAUUUGCCCAGACACAUGUCAAAAGUUUCAAUCUUUUUUCGAGUUUUAGAUUAAGCAAGCUCUUUUCAGUUACGUGCGACACAAGAUAAGCUGGUGAUGGUGGAGGUUCCUGGCUCUGUCGGCACAAGUGCAAGCCUUUCCUUGAGAUUAGGUCAAACGGUGUUAGCAUUUGGGGCUCUACUCUUCAUGACCAUUGGUGUUCGCUUCUACCAAUUCACUGCUUUCUGCUACUUGGUGACGAUCAUGUCUUUAGCUAUACCGUGGAAUCUGACAUUGGCAAUGGUAGAUAUGUAUUGUGUUCUUCUCAAACAACCAUUUCAAAAGCCACGAAUCCUUCUCGCCAUCUCAAUUGGUGAUUGGGUGAUGUCUGUUUUAGCGUUGGCUUCAGCUUCAUCAACAGCUAGUGUUGUAGAUAUCCUGCGAUCAGACGAAUCCGUUUGCCCUCCAACAAUCUGUAACAGAUAUCAAUUUGCAGCCACAUUAGCUUUCUUGACUUGGUUCUUGUCUCUUUCUUCUUCUCUAUUCAAUCUCUGGUUACUUCCUUCUCUCUGA
Molecule: messenger RNA, 629 nt
Organism: Eutrema salsugineum
Lineage: Eukaryota; Viridiplantae; Streptophyta; Magnoliopsida; Brassicales; Brassicaceae
Product: CASP-like protein 5C3
Exons: 3
Coding region: 174-629 (151 amino acids)
Cellular component (GO): membrane
Source: RefSeq, a predicted model, not a curated record